This is a messenger RNA of Plasmodium yoelii, 894 nucleotides long. Its product is annotated as PIR protein. Lineage: Eukaryota; Apicomplexa; Aconoidasida; Haemosporida; Plasmodiidae. The transcript has 3 exons. The coding region runs from base 1 to 894 and encodes 297 amino acids. The record is from RefSeq and is a predicted model, not a curated record.
AUGGAUGAUACUCUAUGUGGAAAAUUUGAUUUAUUGAGGAUAUAUUUACCCGAUGAAUUAAGCAAAGACGGAACACUUGAACUUAAAGAACAUACAGACUUCAAAAAUUAUUGUCCUGUUACAGAUUCAGGAGAAAAUGAAUGCGAUAAUAAUUUUGGUAAAAUUACGGCUGGAUUUUUAUGGUUACUUGAACAAUGUUAUUCUGCAUUAAAAAAUAAAACUCAUGAUGAAAAUAGUGUUAAUACAUUUUUUAUAUAUAUUAUAUCAUGGUUUAGUUACAAAUUAAAUAAAAACAAAGGGCAUAAUGCUACCACAAUAAACGAUUUUUUUACUGAAUAUGUAAAAAAUAGUGGUAAAUAUAAAAAAUUUAUAAGUGAUGCCUAUACAAUUGGCGAUCUUGGAGAAUUCAUAGAUAAACGAAAUGAUUUUAUGAAUAUUAAUAUUGAAGAUCUGUCUAAAUUUUAUGAUGCAUCCAAAUUAUUAUGUAGUAUGUAUAUUAAUGCUGAAAAGCAUACAAAAGAUAGCACAUUGCCAAAUGAGGCGAAAGAUUUUGUUAUAAAAUAUAAAGACCUCAACGAAGGCUAUAAUAUUGAAGAUACAGCACGAAGCAAAAUAUUGCCUUUUUUAUUAACUGAUUAUAAUAAUUUAAUAAAUAAAUGUAAAAGUUUUACAUCCCUUCCAGAGAUAACAACAGAAUUUUCUGCACAAAUGUCUGGAGUUACAUCAAGUUCGCCGAUAGGAAAUAAAUUAUUCACAGUUUUAUCAAUAUUUGGUGCAAUAGCAUUUUUUUUAGGAAUUUCUUAUAAGUAUUCGUUAUUUGGAUUUCGGAAACGAGUUCAAAAACAAUAUUUAAGAGAAAAAAUAAAAAAUAUAAAGAAGAAAAUGAAUCAUUAA